This is a messenger RNA of Ochotona curzoniae (black-lipped pika), 3815 nucleotides long. It is a transcript of the gene DHTKD1, whose product is annotated as dehydrogenase E1 and transketolase domain containing 1. The transcript has 17 exons. The record is from RefSeq and is a predicted model, not a curated record. Bases 1 to 2760 code for a protein of 919 amino acids. Gene Ontology annotation, biological process: tricarboxylic acid cycle. NCBI's taxonomy places the organism in Eukaryota, Metazoa, Chordata, Mammalia, Lagomorpha, Ochotonidae. Gene Ontology annotation, molecular function: thiamine pyrophosphate binding; oxoglutarate dehydrogenase (succinyl-transferring) activity.
AUGGCCUCGGCCGCUGUGGCAGCUGCACGACGGGGCAUAAAUCAAGCUGCCCCGCUUCUUCGGCGCGGCUACCAGACCGAGCGGGGCGUCUACGGGUACCGGCCCAGGAAGCCCGAAAGUCAGGGGCCCCAGGGCAGCCUGGCGCGCCGCCCAGUUGAUCAUGGCCUUGCUCGAUUGGUGACAGUUUACUGUGAGCAUGGUCACAAAGCUGCCAAAAUCAACCCUCUCUUCCCCGGACAAGCCCUGCUGGACAGUGUGCCUGAAAUCCAAGCCCUCGUGCAGACCCUCCAGGGACCCUUCAAUACGACGGGAUUAUUGAACAUGGGGAAGGAAGAGGCCUCUCUUGAAGAAAUACUAGCCUAUCUCGAUCAAAUCUAUUGUGGACAGAUUUCAAUUGAAACCUCUCAACUUCAGAACCAGGAAGAGAAAAACUGGUUUGCCAAGAGAUUUGAAGAGCUGAAAAAGGAACCAUUCACCACGGAAGAGCGAAAACAUCUGUCCAGGCUAAUGCUAGAAUCUCAGGAGUUUGACCACUUCUUGGCCACCAAGUUUGCCACCGUGAAGCGGUAUGGAGGUGAAGGGGCGGAAAGCAUGAUGGGGUUUUUCCAUGAGCUGCUGAAGAUGGCGGCCUACAGCGGGAUAACAGAUGUCAUUAUUGGGAUGCCUCACAGAGGGAGGCUUAAUUUAUUGACCGGCCUUCUGCAGUUUCCUCCAGAGCUGAUGUUCCGUAAAAUGCAAGGUUUAAGUGAGUUUCCGGAAAACCUCCCAGCUAUUGGCGAUGUCCUGUCUCACCUGACUUCCUCUGUGGACCUGGACUUUGGUGCACACAGUCCCCUCCAUGUCACAAUGUUGCCCAACCCCUCGCACCUCGAAGCUGUGAAUCCUGUGGCUGUUGGGAAGACGCGUGGUAGACAGCAGUCUCGACAAGACGGUGACUACUCUCCAGACAGUUCAGCUCGGCCUGGGGACAAAGUCAUUUGCCUGCAGGUUCAUGGUGAUGCUUCUUUCUGUGGUCAAGGGAUUGUUCCUGAAACAUUGACACUCUCUAAUCUCCCACAUUUCAGAAUUGGCGGGAGCAUCCACUUGAUUGUCAAUAAUCAGCUGGGUUACACUACUCCGGCAGAAAGAGGGAGGUCUUCCCUAUACUCCAGUGACAUUGGGAAGCUUGUGGGCUGUGCCAUCAUCCAUGUCAAUGGAGACAGCCCAGAGGAAGUGGUGCGUGCCACACGGCUGGCUUUUGAAUACCAGCGCCAGUUCCGCAAGGAUGUGAUUCUUGACUUGCUGUGCUACAGGCAGUGGGGCCAUAACGAGUUGGACGAGCCUUUCUUUACCAACCCAGUCAUGUACAAAAUCAUCAGAGCCCGAAAGAGCAUCCCCGACACAUAUGCAGAGCACCUGAUCAGCAGUGGACUCAUGACCCAGGAGGAGGUGUCUGAAAUAAAAGCCUCUUACUAUGCCAAGCUGAAUGACCACUUGUCUAAUACCACCCACUACAGCCCCCCAGCCACCAACCUGCAGGCCCACUGGCAGGGUCUAGUGCAGCCUGAAGCUCGCAUCACCACCUGGAACACAGGUGUGCCCUUGGACCUCCUGCAGUUUAUCGGCAUGAAGUCUGUGGAGGUCCUGAAGGAACUGCAGGUGCACAGCCACCUGCUAAAGACGUAUGUCCAGUCCCGAAUGGAGAAGGUGCAGAGUGGAACAAAUUUAGACUGGGCAACAGCGGAGGCUCUGGCCCUGGGCUCCUUGCUUGCUCAAGGAUUUAAUGUUCGUCUGAGUGGUCAAGACGUUGGCCGUGGAACGUUUAGUCAAAGGCAUGUGAUGGUGGUUUGCCAGCAAACCGACGACACCUACAUCCCGCUGAACCAUAUGGACCCUCACCAGAAGGGGUUUCUCGAGGUCAGCAACAGUCCCCUAUCUGAAGAGGCUGUCCUGGGAUUUGAAUACGGGAUGAGCAUCGAAAGCCCAAAGUUACUACCCAUCUGGGAAGCCCAGUUUGGCGAUUUCUUCAAUGGAGCCCAGAUCAUCUUUGACACGUUCAUUUCAGGAGGAGAGGCCAAGUGGCUCCUACAAAGUGGCAUUGUUAUUCUGCUCCCGCACGGCUACGAUGGGGCUGGCCCUGACCACUCAUCCUGUCGACUAGAGCGUUUCCUGCAGAUGUGUGACAGUGUGGAAGAGGGUGUGGAUGGAGACACUGUGAACAUGUUUGUGGUCCACCCAACUACUCCAGCACAGUAUUUCCACCUGCUCAGGAGACAAAUGAUUCGGAACUUCAGAAAACCCCUCAUCGUUGCCUCACCCAAGAUGUUACUCAGAUUUCCUGCAGCCGUGUCAACUCUUCAAGAAAUGGCACCAGGAACAACGUUCAAGCCGGUCAUUGGAGAUUCCUCUGUGGACCCAAAAAACGUCAAGACACUUGUGUUCUGCUGCGGCAAACACUUCUACGCGCUGCAGAAGCACAGAGAAGCUCUGGGGGCGAGGAAGCACAACUUUGCCAUCAUCCGUAUAGAGGAGCUCUGCCCCUUUCCCUUGGAUGCUCUGCAACAAGAGAUGAGCAAAUACAAGCAAGUUAAAGCCUUUAUUUGGAGUCAGGAGGAACCUCAGAACAUGGGCCCAUGGUUUUUUGUUUCUCCAAGAUUUGAGAAGCAACUGGCUUGCAAGCUCCGUCUUGUGAGCCGACCCCCUCUGCCAGCACCUGCUGUGGGGAUUGGUAUGGUUCACCUACAGCAGCAUGAACAUGUCCUCAGGGAGACCUUUGCUUGAUGACAUCCUUGGAAGAAAUACUGCUUCUGUUGAAGAAGACUGGUAUAAGAAAGGCCUACCUCCUCUACCCUCCUGAUGUCUCCUAGGAGACAUGAUACAGAUUCCCCCAAGAUGGUGGGUUUGAGGCAGACAGGUUAAUCUGGAAAAGGUAGGAUAAAGUAGGGGAAUCAGUUACAAAUACACAAAUUGGACCAGGAAAUUUUAUCCUUAAAAGUACAAGCAUUAUGUGUGGUUAGAUUUGUCUUGGAGAACUGGGUCAUUAUCUUGAUGAUUUCAGGCUACACUCUAAUUAAUCAAAUAUAUUUGGCCUGGAAAAGUUUCUAAGACUAAAUUUAGAGCUACAUACAGGUGACCUCAACCCUGGUUCUUGAUUUUUGUGAUGCUUGUAACUUUCGUUGACUUUUCUUUCCUUCUUAAAGGUCCUAUCCUCCUUUCAUGAACUCUCUAGGGCUGCUUUUUCAGCCACUUUGCAAAAUGUUUCAGCAAACACUAGCAGAAUUGAUCACUCUUGAUGUGUAUUCUUCAAAAGUUUGUUCCUCACCUUUAAAUCUAGAUCCUACUAAAUAACAAAUUUCUAGGUGUAUGAUCUUGUAUUUUUAAAUUAAGGAGUUGUAGAUUAGUGAAAUUUGUUUAUAGUGAAAUCAAAAUUUGUUUUGCCAUAGUCUUUUCUGCUCAAAACUGGUAAUGGAACAGCAAACUGCAAAAUUUAACCUGGUGCUGUGGAGCCUUUGCCAUCCACCAUUCUUGUGUCUUGAGACUGUUUUUCUCAGAAAGUAUAGAGAAAUAUUAGAGGCUGGGGUGGGCAUGGGUCCUUUCUGCUUUUAUAUGUAACUCCAUGACUUUCAGAUUCAAAUUAUAGAUUAUUCCAUCUACAGAAGAUUUCAUGAUUCAGAUCUGAAAGUGCAUAUUAGUGCCUUGAUUUAAUAUUCCUACAAUACACACAACCCUUUUUUUCUUGCACUUACAUACCUCAAUGCUUCCUGUGUCAAGGUUUAUAAAUCAUGUAGCAUAGCACCAUUCUAGUAUGGAAAUCAAUAAAAUUGCAAAAGCCUAUU